CGCUGUCCCAGAUAGCUGUAAUCUUUCAUUUAUCUGUUCUGAAUAAAAACUUUGGAAUACCCAAAAUCUGAUGUUUUCUAAGUAGCCUCGAAGAAAUGAAAACAGUGAAGGUGAAGCUUCUCAAAAAGCUCAAAACAAUCGGACAUCGUAAGCGGGAAAGAAUCAUGCGCUUGAGGGCUUCUGAUGGGUACAUUCCGGCAUCCCCUCCGCCGCCGGCGACCGAUCCCCUCUCCCCGCCGAUCCCCAUUUGUUUCCAAGAAGAAGAAGAACCCAGAUGUACUCUCCAGAGCCUUGUCAAAGAUCAAGAACCAGAAAUCAUUGAAGUUUCUGAGCUGAUGAAGGAUCUUGAAGAUGAAGAAAUGGAGUUUCUUGAUGACGUGGAAGACAAAGAGAACAUCAGACCUUCACCCGAGGCAAAAAGAUUGGAAAAUCUCAGUCUCAUGAAGGCAAAGAUUGAAUCUUUGACAAAGUGGGAAUCAGGAUUUGCCCCCUUUUCCGAGAUUGAUUCAAUUGAAGAAGAAGGUAAAGAUGAACCUCCUGCAAAAGUGAGAAAAAUGGAGGGAAAGGCUAUCUCCCUUUUAGAUUUUGAGGAGAAAUGUCCACCAGGGGGGAGUGAUUCAGUAAUUGUAUACACAACAGGGCUGAGAGGGGUUCCAAAGACGUAUGAGGAUUGUCAAAACAUGAUAUCGCUUCUCGAGAACUUUCAGGUUUUGUUUUUCGAGAGAGAUAUCUCGAUACAUUCGGAGUUCAAGGAGGAAUUGUGGGGAAUGUUAGGACAAGAAAACAAGAUGAAGUUGAUUCCACCAAGGUUGUUCAUAAGGGGGAGGUACAUUGGGGGAGCUGAAGAAGUGUUUGCCUUACAUGAACAAGGGAAGCUUAGGCCUCUUCUUGAUGGUAUUCCUCUUGAUGUGGGACAAGAGGUUUGUGGAGGGUGUGUGGGGAUGAGGUUCAUCUUGUGUUUCAGAUGCAGUGGGAGCAGAAAACUUCAUCUUGAUCAGAAUGAUGAUGAUGACAGUGAUGAUGGUGAUGGUGAGUGGAAGAAAUGCCCAGAGUGCAAUGAGAAUGGGUUGAUUAUAUGCCCUUUCUGUUGUUGAAUUGAAAAUGGAUGUUAAGAUUUGGGAUGGUUUACAUUGUUGAUUGUGAUGCCAUGUGGGCAACAUAUCAAAACCAAUGAAUUACAAUGUCUUAUAACUUAUAUAGUUCAUUAAUAUGAUACAUUACAUACAUGGAUGGUGCGUUUGGCAUUCCUACAGCCUCCCUUAGGGCAUCAAUGCAUUUUUUGGGGGAGAGAAUCUCACCUGUUUAAAGCUCCAAACAAUCUCUUUAGGAGAUGCAGACAAGAGAAAAAGCAAACAAUGUAGACAAAGUGUCAAAGUGAUACAAAUAUUCUUUCUUCUACACCGAGAGGUAUCUAAUACACACAACAUGAACAUGCAUAAUACAUGAAUUUAUUCGAGGUGUUGCCCAAGCCGAGGUCCACACCGUUAUUCAAAGCCCGAGUAUACUAUACUCAGAUGGUUAGAUUCAUGUAUAGCAUCAAUAUUAUAUAAACUUAAAUCUAAUUGUAUCUGGAUCAUGAAUUAAUAGUACAUGAAAUACUAGAUAAUUUAUGCAUGGA
Molecule: messenger RNA, 1618 nt
Organism: Cuscuta europaea
Lineage: Eukaryota; Viridiplantae; Streptophyta; Magnoliopsida; Solanales; Convolvulaceae
Source: the annotation of a GenBank genome assembly